AAAAAUUCCUCUAAACAAUUUGACAUUUCAGGCAGCAAAACUUUUUUUCUCUCACACAGAUUUUCAUUUAUUUCUUCUUUUGUUUGACAAAAAAAAAACCAAUUCAAGGGAAAAAAUAGAAUUUUCGACGCCUUCAAAAAGAUAAAAAAUGUGUUAAAUUAAUGCAAUUAAACGGUGAAAAAUAGAAAAUAUACUCAAAAUCGACACAAUAUAAAAACAAUACAAGCAAUAAAUAUUUGUUUUUGGUGCGUGAAUAGAGUGUAAUGAACUAAAAAUGUCUUCCAAAAGUGAAUUAAAAAAAUUAUCAGAGGAAUCAUUGUUGCAGCCACCGGAAAAGGUCUUUGACAUUAUAUGCAAAUUAGGCGAAGGCAGCUAUGGCUCUGUGUAUAAAGCUCUACACAAAGAAAGUAGUUCCAUAGUGGCCAUUAAACUGGUGCCGGUGGAGUCUGACCUGCAUGAUAUUAUCAAAGAGAUUUCGAUAAUGCAACAAUGUGACUCGCCAUAUGUGGUGCGCUAUUAUGGUUCAUAUUUUAAACAAUACGAUCUAUGGAUUUGUAUGGAAUACUGCGGUGCCGGCAGUGUAUCUGAUAUAAUGCGUUUACGCAAAAAGACACUGACCGAAGAUGAAAUUGCCGCAAUAAUGUCGGACACUCUGAAGGGUUUAGUGUAUUUACAUUUGCGCCGGAAAAUUCAUCGUGACAUAAAGGCGGGUAAUAUCUUAUUGAAUACUGAGGGUUUUGCUAAACUGGCAGAUUUUGGAGUGGCCGGCCAACUGACCGACACCAUGGCUAAGAGAAAUACUGUCAUUGGAACUCCGUUCUGGAUGGCUCCGGAGGUUAUAGAGGAAAUAGGCUAUGAUUGUGUAGCUGAUAUUUGGUCGCUGGGCAUAACCGCCUUGGAAAUGGCUGAGGGUAAACCACCUUAUGGUGAUAUACAUCCCAUGCGUGCCAUAUUUAUGAUACCACAAAAACCGCCUCCAUCUUUCCGAGAGCCAGAUCGUUGGAGCACUGAAUUUAUAGAUUUUGUAAGUCGCUGUUUAGUUAAGAACCCAGAAGAAAGAGCCACCGCCUCCGAUCUUUUGGACCAUGAAUUCAUACGCAAUGCUAAACAUCGUGGUAUUUUAAAAUCCAUGAUCGAAGAAACCUGUGCCAUACGCGAACAACAACGAACAGCCCGCUCCGUAGGGGGUUCAGUGCAAGGUAGUCAAGCUAAAAGUUUGGCUACUCAGCAAGAAGAUCUCUUACACGAAGAGGAACAAGAGUUUCCCGCUGAAACGGUUAAAACAUUUAUCGAUGAUCCGGGUACAUUGGUGCCAGAGAAAUUCGGCGAAUAUCAGCAGACUUCUAAUGCUUCGGAUGCCACAAUGAUUUCACAUCCCGAAGAUUCUGGCACCUUGUGUCCGGGAAAAAUGGGCGGUUUAGGUGGAGCAGCGGCUAACAAGUCGGCAGAUGGAGCUGAUAUAGCGACAGCGGAUAGUGGUACAAUGGUAGAGUUAGAAUCUAAUUUGGGCACCAUGGUCAUCAAUUCUGAUUCAGAUGAUUCAUCUACGACAAAACGUAAUGAUUUCGUUAAGCCACGCUAUCGUCCACAGUUCCUGGAUCAUUUCGAACGUAAAAAUCCUACAGCCGAUGUAUCCGACAAAGCCACUGAGUAUUCCCCAGCGGCAGCACACGUUGCUGCCCUAGCCGCUCAAGUUAACAAUCAGGGCUCAAAUGUAAAUAAUCUCAAUAAUCACCAACAACUGCAGCAUCCACCACUGUCGAAUGCCAAUUCAAACGAUACAAAUUGGGAGAAUAACAUGGAAAUGCAUUUCCAACAAAUCUCUGCCAUUAAUCAGUAUGGCCUGCAGCAGCAUCAGCAACAUUUGCAGCAGCAACAAUUGCAACAACAGCAACAGGCAGCGGUAAACGCAGCUGCUGCGGCAGCCGCCGCUGCUUAUUAUGGUGUGAAUCCCAUGGUCAAUGAACAACAUCUUUUAGCUUUAAAUCAACAGCAACAGCAUCAAAUGCAACCACCUCCUGCCUAUCCACCGCCACAACAUCAACAACAACAGCCUCAACCACCAGCCCAUCAUCAUCCCCACCAUCAUCUACACACACAAUCGCACAACUACGUGGAUGGUGAAUUUGAAUUUUUGAAAUUUCUCACAUUCGACGACUUGAAUCAACGACUCAAUAAUAUUGACUCUGAAAUGGAGAAAGAAAUUGAGGAACUCAAUAAGAAAUACAAUGCCAAACGCCAACCCAUUGUUGAUGCCAUGAAUGCCAAACGUAAACGUCAACAGAAUAUUAAUAACAAUUUAAUUAAAAUUUAAUGUUAAAAAUGGUAAACAAAAAAAGAAGGUAUUAGUUUAUACAUAUAACAAAAAAAGUAAAGAAAAAUCACAUAAUACUUUAAACGAAAAGAAACACAAACAUAACAGCAAGAAAACCACAAACAAACUUUAAACAUAAUGAAGAGAAAAAAAAUAUAUAUAAAAAUAAAAUUUUUGUUUAUAUUUAUAAAUUAUAAUAAUUAUAAUGAUACUGUAUGAUGAAGUGCUAUAUGGCGGCAAGUUUGGAAAAUCCAAUCCAAACACAUAUUUAUCUAUCUUACUUUCUAUAUACAACAUACAACACCCACAAACAUGAUUAUUAUACUCAAGGUAGAAUUUAAUUCAUACAUCAUUGAUGAGUGAGAGAAUCUCUUUACCAGUUUACACUUUUGUUUAAGAGCCCGCCACACCGCGCUACGUCUGAAGCAGAGAACGUGAGAUUUUUUUAUAAUUGGAAAUUUUGUUGGUUAUUUUAUUCUAUAACUAUAAGUGCAUGUAGAAAAGAAUAUCUAUCUUGUAUUUCUUUUUCCUUAUUAUUUUCAUUUAGUUUGAAUUGGUUUUUUGUAUGAGAAAUUUUUUAUGAUUUACUGCUAUAAAAAAAGAAAAUUUUAUGUAUGUUGGUUGUUUUAGUUUGUUUGCUUAUUGUUGGCAUGAAAUCGGAAAUAAUUGUAGGAAUUUUAUUUAGUUUAUUUUAUAUAUUUUUUAAUUAAGCUAGUAGAGUCUUAAAGAAAAUUAUGUGCUCAUAAGAAAUAAAAUAAAACAAAAAUUAUAGAAUAUUAAAAAGAAAAACAAACAAAAAAAAAUAAA
Molecule: messenger RNA, 3121 nt
Organism: Calliphora vicina (urban bluebottle blowfly)
Lineage: Eukaryota; Metazoa; Arthropoda; Insecta; Diptera; Calliphoridae
Gene: hpo
Product: serine/threonine-protein kinase hippo
Exons: 2
Coding region: 275-2314 (679 amino acids)
Biological process (GO): intracellular signal transduction; protein tetramerization; protein phosphorylation
Cellular component (GO): cytoplasm
Molecular function (GO): ATP binding; protein serine/threonine kinase activity
Source: RefSeq, a predicted model, not a curated record